Wasmannia auropunctata (little fire ant) is the source of this 1573-nucleotide messenger RNA. Its product is annotated as integrator complex subunit 12. Gene Ontology annotation, cellular component: integrator complex. The coding region runs from base 467 to 1219 and encodes 250 amino acids. Gene Ontology annotation, biological process: snRNA 3'-end processing. The transcript has 7 exons. The record is from RefSeq and is a predicted model, not a curated record. NCBI's taxonomy places the organism in Eukaryota, Metazoa, Arthropoda, Insecta, Hymenoptera, Formicidae.
UUUUUGCUUGAUUAGAUUGUCGAUUUAUGCAGCUACUUAGAAGAAGUAUUUUUGCCAUAAGUUUAGAUCAUUCUUAGCUUCUCUCUCUUCGCGAGAAGCUCGACGUUCGAGAGAUUCACGCGAUAACCUAGAAUAGGACAACAUUUCAUUUCACGGAACGGUGCGGCACAUCGACGAUUAGCAUGAUUGGAACAAAUUAGACAACAUAAUGUCGAUAUAAACGUCCGGUAUAAUUAUAGAGAUCCUCUGCAUCGUCUCGAAAUUCACGCGAGUAAACUAAAACGACAGGCGUGUCGCACAGCUCCGUCCGUUCGGCAAGGUAAACAUUGUGAGACACGCAAAGUGAAAACAAGAGAGCAUAGACUUUACCCUUUGUCGAACGGUAUUUUUUACGCGAGAGUAAAAAAAGGCUCUGCAGCAGCGAUAGACUGAUAUUACGCCGAGGGAGAAUCGAGCUUCCGACGGGAUGACUCAGCUGGAGUUGGAUCCUCAAUUCACGCAGGGGCUGCGACUCCUGUACUCCACCAACAAGGACUCCGCGGAGCAGCUGCGAGCCCUGCUGGACGAGGCGAUUAAGCAGAAGUACGGGCCAUCCAAGAUGCUCUCCAAUGUGCUGCAUAAAAAGUACAUGAUGGAGGAACAGGUGUUGAGCGAUCACAGUAGCAGUAGCAGUAAGAAGAGCAAGAGCUCGUCCAAGCACUCGAGUAAAUCGAGCAAGAACAGUUCUCCAGUUAAUUUGCCAGCGCGUGACACUCCGCCGGACAUCCUGCAGUCGGACGAUACGCUGGCGCUGGAAAUCCUAGAGGAUGAUCUCACGUGCGUCAUUUGCAAGGGGAUGGACGUCGGGGCGAGAAACAGGCUUGUGGAAUGUCACGAGUGUCAUUCUUUGUAUCACCAGGAAUGCCACGUUCCACAUAUCUUGGACUCGCAGAUAGAUAGCGUGCCGAAGCAAGUGUGGUACUGCUCUAACUGUUCCAAGUCUCAGGUCUCGAAAGAAAGGAGUUCACCAAAGACUGUGAUAGAAAGCAAAUCUAAAGAGCAGAAAAAACCUAGCUCAAGUAGUGGAUCUAAGAUGACGCCAAAUAUUCAUAUCAUCAGCGCGGAUAGAAGACUGAAAGAUAUGAUGAAGAAAGUUAAGCAGGACAAACGUAAUACAGAAAGAAAAAAUGCAAAGAAACCACUAAAAUCAUAUAUGGAUAAAAAUAGAGGUGCUAGAUAGCUCGAUUCGUUAGAACAGUCGCCUGAGCAAGACAUCUCUGGGUUCGGUUUCUGUGAAUUUACCAUCCUCAGUAUAUAUGUCAUAUAAGAAUUUAGGAAUUUUGAUUAGGAAAAUAUUCCACUCUCUGAUACCGAACAAAGUGUACAUGAUGUGUAUGUAUGUGGAAACGCUUAUAAAACUAAGAAAGAAGUUUUAUUGUUACUUUUUACGAAUAUAUAUUUCAUCAAACCAGAGAGAGCAAGAAUCGCGACCCCUUAUGAUAAAGACAGAAAUCCUGAAUAGACACAGUACCACACUAAUGUGUAUUUAUAUUGAAGUUUAAUCUCGAAUUACAUUCAAUCGAUAUUAAUACAA